Molecule: messenger RNA, 5749 nt
Organism: Epinephelus fuscoguttatus (brown-marbled grouper)
Lineage: Eukaryota; Metazoa; Chordata; Actinopteri; Perciformes; Serranidae
Gene: crb2a
Product: crumbs cell polarity complex component 2a
Exons: 13
Coding region: 17-4429 (1470 amino acids)
Biological process (GO): establishment or maintenance of epithelial cell apical/basal polarity; heterophilic cell-cell adhesion
Cellular component (GO): plasma membrane; protein-containing complex
Molecular function (GO): calcium ion binding
Source: RefSeq, a predicted model, not a curated record
CGUCAGUGGUUUUACCAUGGAGUUGGGGAAAGUUCAUCUGAAUUUAAAGACAGUACUGCUGACGAUGAUGAUGUUCAAAUGGGGAAUUCUCUGCACAGCCACUUCAGACAAAUGUUUGUCUGCACCCUGCCAGAAUGAAGCUACCUGUGUGGACACUAUGGAUGAUUAUGCAUGUAUCUGUGCCAGGGAGGGGAUUCGAUACAUGGGAAAAAACUGUGACAAACUCUAUGAUGCCUGCUCCUUUGCUCCAUGUGAUGACUGCACCAGCACCCCUGGCAGCACAGAGUACCACUGCAUCUGCCCAGAUGGACUAACAGGUGAUAACUGCACAGAGGAGGUAGACGAGUGUCUGAGCAAUCCAUGCUCCGAACCUCGCUCUUUGUGUGUUGACCAGCAAAAUGGAUAUUUCUGCAGAUGUCCUGCUGGGUAUGGAGGUUGGGACUGCAGGACACAUGUGACUGACUGCAUUGAUGAACCCUGCAGGAACAAUGGGACUUGUGUUUUGCGACCAGAGGGUUUUGAAUGCAGCUGUGCACCAGGGUUCGAGGGGAAGACCUGUGAGGAAGACGUGAAUGAGUGCUUAUCGAAACCCUGUCAGAAUGGGGCUAUCUGUAUAGAUGGAGUUGCAGAGUUCCACUGCUUCUGUGUGCCUGGUUUUCAGGGUUAUAACUGUGAAAUCGACAUUAAUGAGUGUGCUUCACGACCCUGUGAGAACAACGCCACUUGCAUCAAUGAGAAGGACCACUAUGAGUGUGAGUGCCUGGUGGGCUUUGCAGGAGUCAACUGUGAAAUUGAAAUAGAUGAGUGUGAGUCCAGCCCCUGUCACAACGGAGCCACCUGCCAAGACCUGAUCGGCAUGUACUCCUGUGUGUGUCUGCCUGGGUUUCAUGGCAUCAACUGUGAGGUUGAUGUUGAUGAGUGUGCGAGUGAGCCCUGUCAGAAUGGAGGUGUCUGCCAUGACAUGGUGAACAGCUAUGAAUGCGACUGCAGUGAAACAGGAUUCCAGGGUGACUACUGUGAAAUCGACAUCCCUGAGUGUGCUUCUGAUCCCUGUCAGCAUGGUGCCUCAUGCUUAGAGGGAGUCAAAGGAUACAGUUGUCUCUGCUGGCCAGGUUAUGACGGACCAAACUGUGAAAUUGAUAAAGAUGAGUGUGCAGACCAGCCCUGUGAGAAUGGUGGGGAGUGUUUUGAGCGUUCAGAUCCGUCUCACUGGGAGCUGGACUGGGAGCUCAGCUUUGCAGAUGCAGCCGGAUAUAUCUGCCAGUGUCAGCCAGGGUUUGCAGGAGAGAACUGCUCUGUCAAUAUUAAUGAAUGUGAGUCUGAACCAUGCCAGAAUGGAGGCACUUGUGAGGAUAAGAUCAACGGCUACACCUGUACAUGCUCAGUUGGAUUUCUAGGUGAGCUAUGUGAAGUGAACAUCAAUGAAUGUGAGAGUCAGCCCUGUCAGAAUGGUGGCUGGUGUGAAGACGGCAGGGCAUCCUACACCUGCCACUGUCCUGAGGUGGAGCCAGGUGAACUUCCCUGGGGAGGUGAUCGCUGUGAUGUGAAGCUCUACGGCUGUGUGGAUCAUGAAUGCCAGAAUGGAGCCACCUGCCACCCGUGGCUGGAGGAUGGAGAACACGGUCACACAUGCUUGUGCCCUCAUGGCUUCUAUGACGAGCAGUGCUCCACGAGAACAACAUUCUCCUUUUCCACUCCUGGAUUCAUUCACAUCCAAGUUCUUCUGGAAGAAAGGACCCGGAGGGAAGUUGAGCACCCUGUGCACCAUGGUUUUGGGAUACAGCUACGCUUCCGGACAACUUUACCCAAUAUGUUGCUCUUCUACAGAGGGGAUGUGGACAAUAACCUCAUCUUGGAGAUUGUGAACGGUGGUCUUCAUGCAAAAGCCUUUUCUGAGGAGUCUGAACUGGAUGUAACAUUUCCGGGUUUGGUUAGUGAUGGAGACUGGCGGGAUGCACAUGUGUUUGUAAAUAAUGAAGGCCUGGUUUUGAUUCUGAAAGGCCCUGGCUGUGACAGGGAUGGAUGCAGAGUUACAGAUGGUGGUGCUGAUGAACCACCUUUCCAGCCCACUGAAGCCUUCACUCAGGUUUAUGUAGGUGGAGCACCAGAAGAACUUUUAGAGUACUCUUUAAGUGGUGCAGGCUUCACUGGAUGUAUGGAAGACCUGAUGAUCGACUCUAAGCUGAUCCUACCACAAACACUUCCAGAGGAUCAAGGCCAUGGGCUGGGAUGCAGUAAGACUGAAUGGUGUAAUCCUGGCCCCUGCCAUGGACACGGACGCUGUGUGGACCUGUGGACCAGCUAUCAGUGUGACUGCUACCGUCCCUUUCACAGUGAGAGCUGCUCUGAAGAAUACCCUUCAUGGACAUACAGCCAUGAGGACACAAGGAGUUUCAGCACAUAUGAUGUAGGUAAGAGCUACGGGAGCAACUUCAACGUGUCCUUCUUCCUGAGGUCAUUGAAGCCAGACGGACUGCUGUUCCAGCUGAGGAGACCCACAAAGGAAGAGGGAGGAGAGGUCUACUUCUCCAUCUACCUGGGGAUGGGGAGGGUAUUUGUCAGCUCUCUGACCAACAGUGCCCCAUUGACAGCUCCCAUAUUUGUCACUACUGGCGAGAAGCAGCUUCUACAGGUGGAAGUCAAACACAGACAGGUGACCUUUGAGCAUGCAGGCCUUCGUUAUGGAAUAGGACAGAUCCCUGAGGUGAAUAUUUACAGCGGGGAUCAGGCCUUUGUAGGAGGACUUCCAGGAGACUGGGACUCUGACGUGUGGGGAGGGCAUUACAAAGGUUGCCUGCAGGACCUCCGUUUGGACUCAGUUCAUCUAGAUGUGGAUGCCUGGAACAGCUCGGAUGAGGAAGAAGUGUAUUUACCAAAUGAUGCUGAAAAUGUAAAAAAUGGCUGCAUCAGUGAUGAUACUUGCAAGAUGAAGCCUUGUCAAAAUGGAGGGGAAUGCACCAUCACAUUCAACGAUUUUACAUGUUCCUGUCCAGAGGAAUACACCGGAAAGACCUGUGAAACACGUGUGUGGUGUGUUAGUGAUCCUUGUGUCAAUGGCGGCCAUUGUGUGGACCUUCAUAACGGAUAUGAAUGUGUCUACAAUGCCACGUUUGAGAACAACCCUGUGCACUACAGUGCUGGAGGCUCCCUGGCUGAACCUGUUUCUGACAUAUACAUGGAGAUGCGCACUCAUUCAGAGAACGCUGUGCUCCUGAGGGCCUCUUGGGGCUCUGACCUGCUGAUGGUAGGGCUGCUGGACUCUUCAGUGCGAGUGGAGAUCCACAUUGGCAACAGUGUCGAGACACUGACCUUUACAGGUGUUCGUCGAGUGGCUGACGGGAACUGGCACCGUGUCAACAUCUCAAUGGCUGAGAAGAAGCACAAAGCCUCUCCCUGGGUCAUCACUGUGGAUGGGAUCACAGACGCCAGCAGCAUGCCGGAGCGUACAGGAAGCCUUCGCUUUCUCAAUGAAAAAGGAGCCAUGUUGGCUAUCGCAGAGAGCUUUACUGGCUGCUUGGGUGCAGUGAGGGUUGGCAGAGUCUACCUCCCUUUUGUGGAUGACUAUAAAGCCCCGCAGCCAUCUCAGUUCCACUUAGUUGGAAAACCAAAGAUUCAUCUGGGUUGUAGCAGCGCCCCUGUUUGUGAAUCAGAUCCUUGUCUAAAUGGAGCCACUUGUGAAGACAUCUUUAAUAAAUUCCUCUGUAUCUGUGACCUAGGUUGGGAUGGGGAACUGUGUGAGAUCGACACUGAUGACUGUUCAUCUCAGCCCUGUGUUCAUGGAAGCUGUAAGGACUACUUAGCUGGUUUUGAGUGUCGUUGCCACCUUGGAUAUGCUGGCAUACUCUGUGAUGAGGAUCUAGAUGAGUGUGAGCAUCAUGCCUGUGAACAUGGAGGCACCUGUCAGGAUGGACCCAACAUGUACACCUGUAUUUGCCCCAAGGGUUACAGUGGCCCUCUCUGUCAGUGGGACUAUCCUCCAAUACAGUGUGGUGAGGAUGUCCAGUGUGAAAAUGAUGGUGUCUGCAAUGAUGGGCUGUGGGGAGCUAACUGUACAUGUGUGCCAGGAUUUACAGGUAGCAGGUGUGAAUCGGAGAUUGAUGAGUGUCAGUCAAACCCCUGUCGAAACGGUGGUUCCUGUUUAGAUCGAUUCAACAUGUUUGUGUGUGAAUGUCCACCUGGCUACAGCGGUCCAAUCUGUGACACUAAUAAACAAGCCCAUAAACAAGGAAUCCCCUGGCUGGUGGUAGCCAUCCCGCUCCUCUGCUUCUGCAUGUUGAUACUGAUCAUCGGCUUGACCUUCAUGGUGCUCACGGCGAGGAAGAAGCGCCAGUCAGAGGGUGCAUACAGCCCAAGCACUCAGGAGGUGGCUGGAGCUCGGCUGGAGAUGGACAGCAUGCUCAAAGUCCCACCAGAGGAGAGACUCAUCUGACACAAAGGCUGAGGACAGAUGGGUGUUUGAGGUGAUCUGAGCACCACAGGCAGGUACACACUAUAAGACUCAAAGACCCUUUGAACACCUGGGCUGAACUCAAUGGCAUAUGUUGUAGGAAGCCCCCUCCUGGUGGUGACCAGGUACUGACCCAGUGCUACUGCUCUGUACGUUACUUCAUUUCAUAAAAUGUGUUCACCGUCUAGGUGCUGUGUUUCUGACAAAGGAUAUCUGAGGAACAAGCCCCAUGUCCCUGUGUUGUAUAACUCUACACAUUGUAGUUUGUCUGUGGCAGAGCCUUAACCAAUUUAAAAGUAACUCCAACUAGUACAUAGAGGACAACUAAAGGGCUCUCUUUCCAGAAUCAUGGCAUUAUGACAGCUGACCACCACAAAAGCACAAAAACUAUGGAAAAUGGCCUCUGUUGUUUGAAUAGUCAAAAGACCAUGGCACAGUUGUGCUGCUGGAGACUGGGUUGCAUUAGUUGGAAAGCAUUACCAUUAGAUGUUAGCAGCAUCCAGCACAGUCCAGCCAAUACACAGGGCUCUUAGGCUGCAGUUGCUGUAUUGACCACUACGUACUGGCUCUAAAACUUUAUUGGAGUGAUCAGAAUAUGUAAUUUUUCCAGUUUUACUAGUAAUGUUGGCCUUGGUGAUGAUUUAAUUUGUGCACAAAAAAAAAGUGUAAAAAUGCUGAAAACAGACUUGGUUCACAAAUGAUGAUGCACAUGAGGCAUGUGACUCAGUUAAACACCACACAAGCUUCCACUGAAGAGAUGGAAACAUCCCACCCCACAGCUCUUUGAAUUCAUCUUUAUCAUCUUGUUGUGUCCUCCCCACCAUCUGUUUAUCUCAGUGAACCCCUAAUGUUCACAAAACUGUGGCUGGUUGCAGCUUACUCCUCCAACAUCAGCUAAACUUAGACUGUUUUCACAGCAUACACGCCUGCAUAAUUUUCAUAAGGUAGAAAGUAGGAUUAAGAGCAUCACAUAAAGCAUUACUAUGCUUUAGAACAGCUAACCAGGAUGCUACAGAGUGCAUUGGAAUGUAGGAUUGGAGAGCAGCUUCAUAACCCUUGAAACUCAAAAAAAAAUACACAAAAUGACAUCUGCAGUGUUCUCAGCUGUAAAAUUGGCACUGCUGUCACACUGUAAAGCAGGAUUUAUAUUUCUGCAUCAAAUCGACACCGUACCUAAACUGUAGCCUGACGUGCAUCUCCCCAGAAAUGUAAAGGCGAAUUUAUACUUGUGCAUCAGCUCUAUGCACAGCCUAUGCUGUUGUCAACAUUUAUACUUGUGCAGUGGUGUGUCACUCUGCAGUU